CAGGCUCGCAUCCUCCAGCUCAAGUCAUAUCUGAGACGAUCCCGAGCCGGAUGGUGGGAAAGUGAGAGAGGUGGAGAGCGAGAGUGUGGUCACUGCCGCCGUCCGCCCACAAACACAAGCUCACUCUCUCACACUCCAGCAGCAGCUGUGUGUUGUGUGUGUCCGCCCGCUCUUUUGUGCCGGCAGUUGGGAUUUGUUCUUGGCCCCGUCUGACCCCCCUGUCACCCCCUGAGUGUGAGUGUGUGUGUGUGAGGGAGCCCGACGGGUCUCGGACCCUAGAAUUGAGUGGAGGGGAGGGUCAGGGUUCGGGUAUCCGGAGACAUCUGAGGAAGAGGAGGAGGAGAGCAUCUGACGCUCAGCGCUGGACAUGCACAUCAGCUCUUUGGUUGGGGGUCUCGGACUGACAUAGCCUCGGCCAAUCACAGCCUGAGUUAGAGGUGGCGGCCCAUAAGGGUCGUGAUGGCGGCCAUGCCGUUCGUCAGCGAGGGGAAGUGUGUGAGCGUGGAGUGGGACUUCCUUCAGGGACUCCUCGCCAAACCACCCACCUUGCCCUGCCUGCAAAACUUGAGGAAGGAGAAGUCACGCAAUGCGGCUCGUUCACGGCGGGGUAAAGAGAACUUCGAGUUCUUUGAGCUGGCGAAAAUGCUCCCCCUUCCCGGAGCAAUCACAAGCCAGCUGGACAAAGCCUCCAUCAUCCGACUCACCAUCAGUUACCUGCAUAUGAGACACUUUGCCAGCCAAGGAGACCCGCCCUGGAGCCCUCUACUGGAGGGUGAGAACAACUGCAAUAAGGUGCGAAGAACAAGUCAUUCAUUGGCCACUGAUAUCUUUGAGCAUCACCUGGGAGCUCAUCUUCUACAGUCUCUGGAUGGAUUUGUGUUUGUGGUCAGUCAAGAAGGCAGAUUCCUUUAUAUUUCAGAGACUGUGUCCAUCUAUCUUGGUCUUUCACAGGUUGAGUUGACUGGUAGCAGUGUGUUCGAUUACAUCCACCCUGCGGAUCAUGUCGAAAUGGCUGAGCGUCUUGGCAUUAGGCCACACCUCCGGGCGGAGGCGGGAUGUCAAACGUCCCACGAGAGUGCUUCAAGCUCCGCCUCCACAUCUUCACUGGCAGGAACUCCAGAACCAGCACCGUCCAGUCCCUGUUCUCCGGUCAGUGAACUGUCAGAACGCGGCUUCUUCAUCCGGAUGAAAUCCACCCUUACCAAACGCGGCCUCCAUGUUAAAUCCUCCGGUUAUAAAGUGAUUCAUGUAACAGGUCGAAUUCGCUGUCGGCCCGCCCUCGUGCCAGGCUCCUCCCGCCCCCUGCAUCGACCAAUGGGGUUAGUCGCUCUGGCUCACACGCUUCCGCCCUCCACACUUAAUGAGGUGCGCAUGGAAAGUCAAAUGUUUGUGUUUCGAGUCAACAUGGACUUACAAGUCACCUACUGUGAAAACAGGAUUUCCGAGUAUAUGGACCUCAGUCCAGCAGAUGUGGUUGGACAAACUUGCUAUCACUUCAUUCAUGCAGAAGAUCUGGACACCGUCAGGCAAAGUCACGAAGACUUGCUGCGUAAGGGGCAAGUUGUCACAGGGUAUUAUCGCUGGCUGCAGAGGCGAGGGGGAUAUCUUUGGAUUCAGUCCUGCGCAACCGUGUCCAUCAACCACAAAGCGCCCCACGAGCGAAACGUCAUCUGGGUCAACUAUGUACUCAGUCGACCGGAGCUGGCAGACAUGCCUCUGGACUUAUUACAACUCCCAGAAAGCCUGAGGGCAGAGCGGCUUCAAGUAAGCUCCUCCCCACGCCACCAUUCUCCAAAGGCACAAGGUUCCACAGUCACACAGACCUUAAAAGGCAAUCCGGCCAGGGCCGAACCAGACCGUAAAGCGAAGGAAACCUACGCCCACUCUGUUUCUAGCCAAUCAGAGGAGAACCGAAAGAGACCACUCCAUACUGACUCUGACAACGGUCCUCCAGAGACCAGGAGGCGUGUUGAGGUUUUCCGUCGGAGAGAGGACAGCCCAUGUACCUCAUCGGACCAAGCCAGUGACAGCGAGGAGGAGGAGGAAGAGAGAGAAAGUCAAUGGAACCAUCCCCCUAGCAGCAAACAUGUGAAGAAUGAGGAUGGGUCUCCCAAACAAGGCAACGGUACCAAUGCGGCAGGUAAAAUCCAUAACGGUCGUGCCGUGAUCCAGCAUCUAAAGAGUGUGGUAGCCAGUUCAGCAUCAAAUAUCAAGACUGAACAGGAAGUAAUGGGAGCCAGUCAUGGGGGGCGAUGGAGCCAGCCCCCAUCCAACACACAUGCGCCAAGUGGAGGAACCAAUGGAAGCAGUCCGCCCUCCCAGCCUCCAACAGAAGCUCCACCCAAGUCUCUGUUCAACCCACCCUCCCCGACUCUGUCUCCACCCAUUUCCGCCUCGCCCCUUCUCAGAGAUGAUCGGUCCAUUCACGGAGGACGCGCUCCGGACUUCGAGUUACUCCAGAGACUGACUGCGAGUGGAGCGGCGGGACGUGUGCUUUUUCACCCUCUUGCUCUCGGACCCCAAGGGCCUCAGAGUCUUUACGCCCCCAGCACCAUUCGCUACGCCCCGCCUGAGAUGCCUACGGGCCACGCUGAAGGUCAUCGCUCAGAUCACAUGGCCAAAACUCCAGCUUUCUUUCCUCACCUGCAAAGGAUCACGUCUCUGCCACCCUUCAGUGGCUUCUCUCCGACCGAACCAGCGUUCCCUCCGACUCUUCCUUUCUGUAUGAACGGACUGAGGGGUGCGGCUGGAAUGGAAGAGGACUGAGAGAUUGAAAGAGAGAGAAAGAGUUGGUGCUAUUAAAUAAGAAAAUAACACUACAAAUGGGACUAGAGGAGAACUUGAGGCUUGCCAGUCUUCCCAGAAUCCUCACUGGUCUCUGUUUAUUUGUCUUCCUCUCUCUAGACAAGCAGUUAAAGCCAUACUGAACAUAUGAAGGACAUCAUGCAAUUACACAUUGUCCUGGGCCCUCUAUGGUACUUAUUUGGCCCAGGCGUGCGUCCCUUGAAUCGAAACAAUGCAAUUAUGGACCAUCAGCAUGGUGGGCAAUUGCCAAAAACAGAUAUUCCUAAUGAGAAAGCACAGCCGAGGUCCCCUUACAGGGACCGUACCGAUACUGAAAACUUUUGAACACUAUAUAAUUUUCAUUUUUUGUAAAAAAUUAUAAAAAGGACAAUUGUCUUUAAACAUAUGAAAGAAUCACUUGAAAAGAAAACUCAUUCCAGGUCAUAGCCAUAUAUAGACGACACUGAAUUUAGAGACUUCAUACAUGCAAAGGCUCCAAAAUACUCCAGAAGUCAUGAGCGGAAAUCAUGGACUAACCUUCUUGUAAUUUGGGACUUGUUGGGUUUGGGGUGAUUAUGUGUGUCUUUUUGUCAUAUGUCACGUCCAAGCACUUAUGAUAUAUUGUUGCAGACACUUAGCACUUCAACCUGUAUUCUUCUUCUUCUACUGUAAAGCCACAUGAAUGAAGUUUACAGCGUUUGUGGCAGAACCAGCGAAGCAUGGAGAACACUGUCAUGUGUUAUAUAAAGGUGCAAUCUUUAAUGUUCAAAUCAAAUCUCAAAUAUGUGAAUGUCAUGCAAACUGUCCUCACGCAAACUUACCAGUGCACUGUAAAAAAUAAUGCAGCAUGAAGGUAAAACAACUUGGUUUGGAAAUCAAUUCAACCUACUAUUUAUAAAGUUGAAAACUAAAUAUAAAAACAAGUUAAAAUUGUGUAACUUAAUGUCACUACAGUACUUUAUCCCAGUCUUUUACCCUGAUUUGCAGUGGCUAAAAUGGAAUAUAUUAGGAAUGCACCAAUAUUUCAUUCAAUAAUUGGUAUCGGUUGAUAGUUUAAGGGUGUGCACACCAAAGCUUUUAAAUGCGGAUGAAAAUGGGGGGUGGACACUGACUGCCAUCUUUCUUUAGCUGAGGACUUUGGUUGCUGUGAUACUUCUUUGUUUAUCAAUCGCGUUGUAUGAUGGGUUGCUUGGUUUUAGUGAUGAAAUGAUUCAUUCAAUUUACUCAAUUUUUUAAAGGUAAGUGGUUGCA
Molecule: messenger RNA, 4035 nt
Organism: Paramisgurnus dabryanus
Lineage: Eukaryota; Metazoa; Chordata; Actinopteri; Cypriniformes; Cobitidae
Gene: npas1
Product: neuronal PAS domain protein 1
Biological process (GO): regulation of transcription by RNA polymerase II
Molecular function (GO): DNA-binding transcription factor activity, RNA polymerase II-specific; protein dimerization activity; RNA polymerase II transcription regulatory region sequence-specific DNA binding
Source: RefSeq, a predicted model, not a curated record